This is a messenger RNA of Apis mellifera (honey bee), 3932 nucleotides long. RefSeq names its product phosphoenolpyruvate carboxykinase. The record is from RefSeq and is a predicted model, not a curated record. Gene Ontology annotation, cellular component: cytosol. Gene Ontology annotation, molecular function: manganese ion binding; GTP binding; phosphoenolpyruvate carboxykinase (GTP) activity. NCBI's taxonomy places the organism in Eukaryota, Metazoa, Arthropoda, Insecta, Hymenoptera, Apidae. The transcript has 7 exons. Bases 894 to 3023 code for a protein of 709 amino acids. Gene Ontology annotation, biological process: cellular response to glucose stimulus; cellular response to insulin stimulus; gluconeogenesis.
AACGUUUCCUACUUAAAAACUCUUGCCAAGCACGCGCGAUCAUGCAUCACAACAUACGCGCAUAACGCCUACAUCCUCUCAGUUGGCCGCGCGUUUACGAGCGCGUUAAUAUCCUAGCACAAUGCGUUCACCUUAGCCUUAGUCGUCAUUUUCUUUCAUUUCGAAACAGAAGUAUUUGAAUCCGGCCCAACCGCGUGCACCAAUCCGCUCCGGAUUAAAUAAUUAAACGCGAGCGUCUGGUCUCGCUCUGCUCGCGCGUGUCGCGCCAGGCAGAGGAGGAAAGCGAAAGUGUUGGCGAAGCAAAAAUAGAAGAGCAAAACGUAAAGGUAAAGCGCGAGGCGUUUUCGAUGUAUAAAACGGCUCGGUGCAACCGAUUUCCUUCGAAUGCGUCGGCCUCGUGGCCCGAUUAGCGCGCCGCGAUCGCUUUUACUCCCGAUCGACUCCGCCGCGACCUGCAGUUCGCUCCAAACCAUUCGUGUGAUCGUGCGUGUGUCAUCCUCCUCCUCCUCCUCCUCCUCCUCUUCCUUCUCCUCCUCCUCCUUCUCCUCCUUUCAACCGUGCGUGUCGUCGACUAUUACCACUUCCUCGGCCGCAACGAAUUCGCGCCACGCUACUCGCCGUGUGCAUCCUCGAGAUCUUGAAGGAUCCACUUUCGAUCGAGCCCCACUCCAAACGCGAUCCAAUUCUUCUUCUUCGAAGAGGCGAUCUCCUUCCAUUCGAGGAUCAUCGAAGAGAGAGAGGAGCACCACGAUCGGCGAUUCCAUCGAUCUCCCCCCCCCACUUCGCCCCGGCGGAAGUGCUCGGCGGCCAAUCCACGGGGAGGAAUCAAGCUUAGGGCUCGCUUCGAUAUAAAUCCUUUGCCGAUCGAAUAUAAAAGCGAGCGAACGCAGGACAUGUCCGCGAGACUCGUUGCGUGGCCGAAACUGGUAACGAGGAGGUUGGUCGUGACAACACCCUCGAGACGAUUAUUCACGGUGUUUACGAGCGUUCGUUGGCCGGGACACGCCGGAGAUAGGCAACAGGCGAGACGAUUCGGCCCGACGUUCUUGAGAACCCUCGAACCGAGAUCCUUCAACGAGAUGCCGCACGCGGUCGACAUAUAUUAUCCGCAAGUUUCCACAUUGGCCACUAAUGUAGCGAAGAGUCCAUCCUUCAAUAAUAAUUACGAAUAUAUAGGGAAGACACCUUUGUUGAACACACCAUCGGAAUGCCUCAGUCCAAAACUUCGUUCGUAUAUAGAGGAAUGUGCAUCCCUUUGUUGCCCCAAAGAUAUCUAUAUUUGCGAUGGAAGCGACAUAGAAUACGAUCACCUGUUGAAACUCAUGGAAAAGAUGGGAACUAUAUCACCCUUAACAAAAUAUGAAAAUUGUUGGCUUGCCAGGACGAAUCCUGCAGACGUAGCACGAGUUGAGAAAUUCACGUUUAUCAGCACAGAACGUAAAUCCGAUACAGUUCCCACUACACGCAAAGAUGUUACUGGAGAAUUGGGUAAUUGGAUUUCUCCGGCUGACAUGGACAAAGCAAUCCUUGAACGUUUUCCAGGAUGCAUGAAAGGCCGAACAAUGUACGUCAUUCCAUUCAGUAUGGGUCCAGUUGGUUCAACUCUUUCAAAAAUUGGAAUAGAGAUUACAGACUCUCCAUACGUUGUUUGUUCCAUGAGAAUAAUGACCAGAAUGGGUAGAAAAGUUCUAGAAGCUCUUGAGAAUGAUAAUUUUGUCAAAUGUUUGCAUUCUGUCGGUGUUCCAAAGAUUGAUUCAAAAGUUAAUGUUGAUUGUUCCUGGCCAUGUGAUCCAGAAAGAACGAUCAUUCUUCAUAAACCAGCCAAAAAUGAAAUAGUCUCUUAUGGGAGCGGUUACGGUGGAAAUUCUUUGCUCGGUAAAAAAUGUUUUGCCUUGAGAAUUGGCUCGACUAUCGCCAGAAAUGAAGGCUGGCUUGCAGAACAUAUGCUUAUAUUGGCUAUCACAAAUCCAAAAGGUAAAAAGCGUUACAUUACUGCUGCAUUCCCUAGCGCGUGUGGCAAGACCAACCUGGCCAUGAUGAAGCCGACAUUACCAGGGUACAAAAUCGAAUGCGUAGGUGAUGAUAUCGCUUGGAUGAAAUUCGAUAAGGAAGGUAGACUUCGUGCCAUAAAUCCAGAAUACGGAUUUUUUGGUGUCGCGCCUGGAACUAGCUCCGCCACUAAUCCUAACGCCAUGAAAACUAUUUUCAAAAACACUAUCUUCACCAAUGUAGCUUCCACUAGUGAUGGUGGAAUCUUUUGGGAAGGAUUGGAGAAAGAAGUUGAUGAUGAUAUUGAAAUCACUGAUUGGCAAGGCAAGAAAUGGACCAGAGGAUCCAAAUCGCUAGCAGCACAUCCAAAUUCCAGAUUCUGUUCCCCAGCUGGACAGUGUCCUAUUAUCGAUCCAGCUUGGGAAGAUCCAAAUGGUGUUCCCAUAGAUGCUAUUCUUUUUGGAGGUCGAAGACCAGAAGGUGUUCCUCUUGUAUACGAAGCUAGAAAUUGGCAACAUGGUGUUUUUAUUGGAGCUUCGAUGAAAUCUGAAGCUACUGCUGCAGCAGAAUAUAAGGGAAAGAUAAUCAUGCACGAUCCGUUUGCCAUGAGACCCUUCUUUGGCUACAAUUUUGGACAUUAUCUCGAUCAUUGGCUAAGUAUGGGCAAAAUGAAGAAUGCCAAUCUACCAAGUAUAUUCCACGUGAAUUGGUUCAGAAAGAAUGCGGAUGGCAAAUACCUUUGGCCAGGAUUCGGUGAGAAUUCUCGCGUUCUGGAUUGGAUUUUUCGCAGAAUCGAGGGCGAGGAUAUUGCUACAGAUUCUCCUAUAGGUCUAUUACCUAAAUUAGAAUCGUUCAAUUUAGAAAAUUUGAAAAUGAAAAUAGACAUGGAAGAGUUAUUCAGAUUACCGAAAAGUUUCUGGCAGGAGGAAGUUAAAGAGCUUAGAGAAUACUUCGAUGCACAAGUCGGUGAUGAUUUGCCUUCAAUCAUUCGUGCAGAACUUGAGCUUCUUAGUUCUAAUGUAGAUCAACUUUAAAAUAAUAUCAUUUUUUUAUAUUUUUAUCCAGAAAUAACGUCAAAUUUGAUUAAAAUUAAUUUUUUUUUUAUCGAAAUUAAGCGAGGAAAGAUUAAAAGAAGUUUAAAAUUAUGAAUCAAAUUAUUAAGAUUCAUAUUGAAUUCAGAAAUCAUAAUCUAGCUAAUUGUUAAAUUUUUUCCAUUAUAUCGAAAUGUGAUAUAUUACAUUUUGAUUUUUAGUAAAAUAUCAAAUUGAAUCAUCCAUAUUCAUUGAAAUAUUUUCCGAAUAUUUUUCAUUUUUAACAUCACAUUGUUAGAAAGUACUUAUAAUUUUAUAAUUAUUUGGAACAGAUUUUUUUAGAGAAGGACCGUGUAUGAGUAUGCAAGUCAAUAUACAAUGAAAUAAUUUAUCAUUUAGAAUAAAAAAAAUAUGUAUUUUCAAUAUACAUUUUAAAUAAAAAAUAAUUAAUAAUGAAUAAAUAUUAUCCAUUUUUUUUUAAAUUAAUUAUUAAUUAGAUAAAUAAACACUAACAUUGAAAGACAAUAAAUAGAGUUUAAUAAUUUUUAUUUCAAAUAAAAGAUGGGAAAUUCUUCUACUAAUUGUAUUUAUUGACCUAAUAUUUUAAUUACCUAAAUAAUAUUUAUGAAAGACUUCAAAUAUAAGACAUUUAAAAUUGUACAUUUGAAUAUAUAUAGAUAUAUUACAAAAUUUUUGCGAUCAUAUACAUAUACAAUUAAAGAUUUAAGAACAGUUUUAUCAUAUCACUUAACAUUUAAGUUUAUGAAAUAAACAAAAGAGAGCCAGAUAUCUUACUGAGAUUGUUUCGUAAUUUCUUAUUAAAAUUUAAAUAUAACAUUUUAUCAAUUUACCAUGUAUAUAUGUAUAAUUAAUAUAAUAAAAAAUAAAUAUAACAUAAUUAAAAACAAAUAA